AUGCUAACUACCAAGAAGCCGUUUCUGGCUGAUGAAGAGUUGGGGAAGAAGGAUGACGACCAUCGGCCACGGAAGCCUUCGCAUUUUUGGCGCUCGUCAAAACAAUGGAAGCCACCACGACUGCGGCGAAUCGUACUAGGAGUUGCUGCAUUGUAUAUGCUCUAUGUCUUCUUUAGAAAUAUGCCCACCGAUCUUUCGCCUGCCCCGGAGCGGUUGAACCCUGCACUUGCAGAAACGCGACAGAAAGCUGGAAUGUCAUGGUCUCCCACACCAUCGUCCGCCAUCCCUCAACGGGGCCCUCCUCCACGGGACGAGUUUGCGCCCGAAGGGAGUCUUUACUAUGAGGGAAGCGUUCUCUUCCACUCGCUUGGUCAAACUUUGUAUAGGUUUCGCAAAUUCCCUGGUGUCCAUGGAUUGCCUGCCAGUCGUGCAGUUGUCUUUGCUGGUGCAAGUCUGAAAAGCAUCUCGGAUCUUCUCCCUCUCGCCUGUAAAAUGGCUUAUCAAAGGGCCAAUGAGGUUCAUCUUGUGCUCAUGGGGAGGGAUGACGUCUCGAUUGAAGGAAUCCAGCAUGUAAAUGGCAUCGAUGGCAGCGACUGCCCUAUCUAUUGGCAUGAUGGUCGGGUAGAUUAUGCGCAGUGGUCGACGGAUGCUCGCAUGGAGAGGGCUGUUGCAGCCGGGUUAGUUUACGUGCAAGCUUAUCUAUCUCCCCAGGCGGUGAUCACACAAGGCGAGUCUUUGGAAGAAGUGUUUUUCUUACAAGGUAUUGAGAAGAAGGCCCGAGAGCUCAGCACCACCCAUAUCGUGCUUCCCACCGCAGCUAGGGAUGUUAUGUGGAUGUCUUCCUUGGAUAGUCAAUCCCUUCAAGCGUGGAACGAUGUGCGCGUUGAGAUUCUGAUUCAAGCUCCUACCGAAUCCUCGGGGUCUUUUAUCAGAUUAAUUCGAUCCCUGAAAGAUGCGGACUACCUUGGGUCAGUGCCCGGCCUGACUAUUGAAUUGCCCCAUGAUGUAGAUCCGGAACUUCUCCAAUUUCUGAAGACGAUGAAAUGGCCUUCUGAUGCCUCGAACAAGGUCACUCUCCGCCGACGUGUGCGACAUGGCGUUUUGGAUGCGGCCGAAGCUGCUUUGAGAACUGCGGAGGCUUUCUAUCCCCAGGAUCCAAACAUGACCCAUGUGCUUAUGCUUUCCCCGCAAACAGAGUUAUCGGUCUCUUUUUACCACUACCUAAAGCAUACUGUGCUGAAAUACAAAUACUCGGCAAACGCGGGACAGACGGCAUCUGACCUACUCGGAAUAUCAUUAGAGCUUCCGUCCUCACUUCCUACUAAGGAUGAAUCAUUCAACUCUCCAAUUAUCGAUACCUAUCGCUUCGCGAGCUUAGAUGAAAGAGAGGCCAUGCCUGUCUCCUUGGGACAGGUUCCGAACAGCAACGCCGCGUUAUAUUUCGGAGACAAAUGGGUCGAGUUCCAGUCCUUUAUUUCAGAGCGGCUUGCCAAGGAAGAGACUUCGUCUCAUGAGAAGGUCAUCUCGGAGAGAUAUCCGGCUGUUAUGGAGUACUUACUGGAGUUCAUGCGCGCAAGAGACUAUUAUUUACUCUAUCCAGCUGCUAGCGGCACUCAGACUCUAGUGACUGUCCAUAGUGACUUAUUCCAAAUCCCGGAAGAAUAUUCUGAAGAAGGCUGGGCCUAG
This is a messenger RNA of Aspergillus nomiae NRRL 13137, 1686 nucleotides long. RefSeq lists its product as uncharacterized. NCBI's taxonomy places the organism in Eukaryota, Fungi, Ascomycota, Eurotiomycetes, Eurotiales, Aspergillaceae. The record is from RefSeq and is a predicted model, not a curated record. The transcript is spliced from 3 exons. Bases 1 to 1686 code for a protein of 561 amino acids.